Molecule: messenger RNA, 4691 nt
Organism: Clupea harengus (Atlantic herring)
Lineage: Eukaryota; Metazoa; Chordata; Actinopteri; Clupeiformes; Clupeidae
Gene: oxr1a
Product: oxidation resistance 1a
Biological process (GO): response to oxidative stress
Cellular component (GO): nucleus
Source: RefSeq, a predicted model, not a curated record
GUGGUACUUUCUAUUCGGAGAAGGUCAAAUUUCUGUGCAUGUGCCCGUAGUCGUCAAAGAUGCUCUACCUGACCAAUUAAACUCUCAGUCCCGACUGUUGUUGCACGAGCAUCUGUCUGAACACGGACACCGUGGCAUGUCGUCUACUUUGAAGGUUAUUCCCUGAAGACGUAGUGUCUUCCCUCAACCUGCAGAAGAAGCAUCUCGACAGACAGCAUCCCAACAGUUGCCAACAUGUUCAGCACUAAAAGACUGAAGAAGAAAUCCCAGUCGGUGGAUAUCAUCAGUCAAGGCUUCUCCGCGCUGAUUCCGGGCCUGCAGUUAAAUAGGGCCACGCCACCUGUUGCCAAGACGACCACAUUGGAGGUGCAGGAUAACAACGCCACCAACUCCCAGCGAUUCGUUCCCCGGUGCGCUGAGCUGAAGCGCGGCUAUACCAUAGACACCGGGCAGAAGAAGAGCACGGAGAAGAAGGAUGGACGUCGCAUGUCCUUCCAGAGACCCAAGGGGACCAUGGAGUAUUCGGUGGAAUCCCGGGACACACUCAACAGCAUAGCGCUGAAGUUUGACACCACGCCCAACGAGCUGGUGCAACUCAACAAGCUUUUCUCCAGAAAUGUGGUCCAUGGACAGGUUCUGUAUGUCCCCGACCCUGAGCAUGUGUCCAGCGUGGGGAGUUCCCCCUCCCUCAGUCCCGUCAGCCCCCUGUCGCCCACCUCCUCCGAGGCUGACUUGGAGAAGGUGACGGACUCCGAUGGCCCGCCGCGUUCCGAGGCCCACCCUCCCCCAGUGUACUCGUCCCUGCGGCAGUCCCGUGUGGUCUCAUCCACCUCCGAGGAGGAAGAGGCCCUCACCGAGAAGUUCCUCAAGAUCAACUGCAAGUACAUCACCGACGGCAAGGGUGUGGUGGGAGGAGUCCUGCUGGUCACCCCCAACAACAUCAUGUUUGACCCCCUGCGGACGGACCCCCUGGUGCUGGAGCGUGGCUGUGAGGAGUACGGUAUCAUGUGUCCCCUGGAAGAGGUCCAGUCAGCUGCUGUGUACCGUGAGAUCAUCGACCGCAAGAUCAGCGAGAGCAUACCACCGGAGCUGGACGAUCAGUGGUCGACACCACAACACCCGUCGGAGCUGCGUCUGCGUGAUGCCGGCGGCUACGAGAGCGGCAGCACGGCCCCGCGCAGCACCGAGGGCUCCUUCUCAGAGGACGUCUUCACCGAGUCCGAGCUGUCGCCCAUCCGCGAGGAGCUGCUGUCCACCGAGGAGCUCCGGCUGGAGGACAAGUCAUCCGGCGCCUCCUGUGAGUCCGUCCAGACGGUGGCCCAGGCCGCGGGUGCCGUGGGCUCCGGAGCAGGAGGUGAGACGGGGAAGGGGGCGAGUGGGAGCGCCCGGGGCUCAGUCAGCCAGGAGGAGAGGCCCAGCGGCAGGGAGCAGAGUGACACAGACAGCCACGCCGCCCAGCCCCGCUCCUCCUCCCUGAGCUCAGAGCAGCAGGCCAGCAGCAAGGACCAGCCAGACAGCUGCCCAGGCCAGGGGCCUCCGUCCAGGCUGACCUCGCAGAGCUCCACCACAGGGGCCGGGGCUGGAGCCGGGGCCGGGGCCGGGGCCGGGGCCGGAGAGGCCCCCCUCGGAGCCAAGCUGGCCAGGGACAGGACCCGGGACUCUGAGUCGGACGUGGAGGAGCUGAGGAAGAUGUGGAAGAGUCACACUAUGCAACAAGCCAAGGAGCAGAGGGACAACGUGCAGCAGACACAGACUGAGCCCUCAGCAGCCCAGGCAGAAGGCCCAGCGGUGUUCAGGGAGAGGAAGAGGUCCAGGUCUCACAAGUUCCUGUGCCUGCGGGUGGGGAAGCCCAUGAAGAAGACCUUCCUGUCCAACGCCAGCGCCUCCAUGCAGCAGUACGCCCAGCGCCACCGGAAGCUUGAAUACUGGUUCGCCGUGCCCCAGGAGAGGACGGAGCACCUGUAUGUGUUCUUCAUCCAGUGGAGCCCUGACAUGUACGGCGACGGGCUGGGGGGCCUGAGCCAGGAGCCGGGCUUCAUGGUGGUCAAGAAACUGGAGGAGUCCGAGGGCACUGAGGAGCAGGCCUCCAGUGCCACCGACGGCGACGACAACAAGGAGUGGGAGGUGGUGUCGCUGACUGAGUACCACCGGCGGAUUGACGCCCUAAACAGCGAAGAUCUGCGCGCCCUGUGCAAGCGGCUCCAGAUCACCACCAAGGAGGAGGUGAACUCCAACAAUGGCAGCUCCAUCACCGCCACCCUGGAGCCGGAGACCUUCAGACCCAACCUGAGCGAGCCCAGCGACCUCCUGGAGGCCGACCAGAUCGAAAAGCUGGCCAAGCACCUCCCGCCCAGGACCAUUGGCUACCCCUGGACUCUUGCCUAUGGCACAGCCAAGCAUGGCAUGAGCAUUAAGACCCUGUAUCGAGUCAUGCAGGGGCUGGACACACCCGUGCUGUUGGUCAUCAAGGACAGUGACGGCCAGGUGUUUGGUGCCCUUGCGUCAAACCCCUUUAAGGUCAGCGAGGGCUUCUACGGAACCGGAGAGACCUUCCUCUUCACGUUCUAUCCGGAAUUUGAGGCCUACAAGUGGACUGGAGACAACCUCUUCUUCAUCAAAGGAGAUAUGGACUCCCUGGCAUUUGGUGGUGGAAGUGGGGAGUUCGGCCUGUGGCUAGACGGAGACCUGUACCAUGGCAGAAGCCACACCUGCGCCACCUUUGGGAACCCCAUGCUCUCCAAGAAGGAGGACUUUGUUGUGCAGGACAUCGAGAUCUGGUCUUUCGAGUGAGCGGGUGGCGCGGCGGGGGGUGGGUGGUUUUUUUCGCCGGAGGAAAGGGGAGAGCGGACGGCCUCGGUGCUCUCCAGCGAACGGCAGCGUCCUGAAACGCACUGCACGUCCCUCUUGGCUCCCAAGAAGCCUGUAAAGGAAGCAUACCGUCACUAUGCUUGUCGUCCGUUUUCCUCCUGCAUCUAAACAGGGUUUUUCUUCGUCCAGUUACUUUAUAAAAAAAAAUAAAAUGUUUUCUUCGUGUGUGAGCAUUUCGUUCAAGCCGUGCGCAGCUUCAGGGACAUGUCAAGAGCAGAGAGGGGGGUUUAGGGGAGGGGAGGGAAGGGGCCUUUAGCUGAGCCCUGGUCCGGCUAGCCGUUAGCCAUCUUGCAAAGCACUGUGGGUAAAGGCGCCGCUGGCGCGCUUUGAGACAUAGCGCGGAUGCGAUGGUGGCGCGCGUUUAGGACGGAGACGAGUGAGAACUGCUGUAGUCCACAGGCUGAGAUCGGAACAGAGAAGCACCAGGUUUAGCCCUCCCUUUGGGGACUGGAAGAGGAUUUAGGACGUCACUAAUGCAAUUCUAAUGUGUGCAGAGGCUAGAAGAAAAAAAAUACAUUCCCUUUGCUUUUCAGUGGAACAUCACAAGCUCUGGGAGGGGUUCGGGAACCUCAGCAGGAACAAUGGUGGAACCGCGUAGAGAAAGCGUUUACAGCUCCUGUUUCUUCUGAGGCGUUGAGAGAAAAAAGACGUGAAGAUGAUGAUGAAGAAGAUAAUAAUACUAAAGUGUCGUGAAAUUGUAGUCUUUCUGUUGUCCACCAUCAUAGCACACAGUGUCAAAAGCACAUCCGUAGCUCUUAACCAGAAUUACCCAUCGUCGUAACGUUCUGUUAAGUGGGUGUCCGUGUGAGUUCAGUCAAGGCAAGCCUCUGUCCAGGAGGCUCAGGCGCGCUGUUUGUAGACAGUAAUGUGUCGCAAUAGAUUUGUGGAAUAUGCAAAAUUACUGUCCCGUGACCUCAAAUAAUCCAGGCGGGCACUUGGUCUACCUGUUCUUUGUUGUUCUUUCGGAGAGAACUUGUAAAGCUUUUAACGUCCUUACGGAAACAACUGCUUUUCUGGUUAUCAUUUGAAAAGCCUGAGGCGUGUUAAAUUCUUUUUCUUUUCAUGAAUAUAUUACAAAAUUAUAUAUUUAUAUAUAUGAUUAUAUAUAAAUAUAUAUAAUUAUAUAUAUAUAUGUUGCCGUUAUGUGUGACAGUGAUCUUUUUUGUGCUGAUAUUUCAGCUGUUACAAAUAUAUUGUAUAUUACCCUGUACAUUAAUGUUAAAAUAGUAGAUUUGUUCCUAUAUAAAUAUAUAUAUAUAUAUACACAAAUAUAUAUGAUGUGUGGAUUGGUGGGUUGCUUCUAGCACUUUAAUCUAGUAUAAGGCCAGGUUCAUUAGGCCCUCUGUUAGCAGUAGCUGUACAGUAAAUAUCUGUUUUUUUCUUUUUGUUACUUUUAUUUUUUUGUUUAGGUUUUUUAGUUUUUUUUUUUAAUAGAAUCUAAAACAUAAUUGGUCAUCGUCAGUUGAAAGCUGGCUGCUAGGAUAUGGGAGAGAGGGGGUGGACGGUGAAACCACACGGGGGUGGGUGACGGAAGAAGAGAGGUGAUGCUGAAGGUCAUCCUGAAGGGGCAUAGCAGCGCUAGUUGUUGGGCCUGGUUGAUGGGAGGCCUGCAGGCCUCCCCUGAAGGGUGACGACACAGGGAUGUACAUAACCUGUUAUAUCUCAGCAGCUUUCUACCCCUCUCUGGUCUUCCACAUCAGUAUUUGUGUUCUUGUGGAGUGACAGAGUUAACAUCCUUUUAAAAUCUACUACUACUACUACUACUUCACUGGAAUACAAUGUAACAGUGAUGUAUAAAUGACAAUAAAGGCUACAUAAAUUGU